Molecule: messenger RNA, 2567 nt
Organism: Xiphophorus couchianus (Monterrey platyfish)
Lineage: Eukaryota; Metazoa; Chordata; Actinopteri; Cyprinodontiformes; Poeciliidae
Gene: l3mbtl4
Product: L3MBTL histone methyl-lysine binding protein 4
Exons: 18
Coding region: 21-1940 (639 amino acids)
Biological process (GO): negative regulation of DNA-templated transcription
Cellular component (GO): nucleus
Molecular function (GO): zinc ion binding; histone binding; chromatin binding
Source: RefSeq, a predicted model, not a curated record
GCCCACUCUCCGUUCUGCGCAUGCGUGCUGCCCUCCCAGCCUCCAGUUUCCGUGUUGUUCUGUGUGUCAGCGCAGUGACGCGGAUCAUCACAGUCGAGAGAAGAAGCGAGGGAACCACAGAGGAAGACGAGGAGGAGAUGAAGAACAAAGUCAGCAGCACUCAAGUCAGCGUGAAGAGGCGCUCCUGGUCCUGGCAGCAGUACCUGAACGAGCAGAAGGCCGAGGCAGCUCCACCCUCUCUCUUCACCCAGGACCAGUCCUGUCCCAGCAGGAGGACGGCCUUCAAGGUGGGCAUGAAGCUGGAGGGCAUCGACCCGCUGCAUCCCUCCAUGUUCUGUGUGCUGACCGUUGCCGAGGUGAUUGGCUGCCGGCUGCGUCUCCACAUCGACGGAUACUCUGAGUGCUAUGACUUCUGGGUAAACGCCGACUCACCUGACAUCAGACCCGCCGGAUGGUGCAGAGAGCACCGCCACAAGCUCCACCCACCCAAAGGUCACAGUGAGACGGAGUUCGAUUGGCAGGACUACCUGCAAUCCUCAGGGUCCCUCGCAGCUCCGCCCACCAUGUUCACCUGUCGCUCCACCCUGUGUGAGUUCCAGGUGGGGAUGAAGCUGGAGGCAGUGGACAAGAAGAACCCGGGACUGGUGUGUGUGGCGUCUGUCGCUGAUGUCAUCAACGACCGCUUCCUGGUUCACUUCGACAACUGGGACGACACCUAUGACUACUGGUGUGACAGCAGCAGUCCCUACAUCCAUCCGGUGGGCUGGUGUGAGGUGCAGGGCCGACCGCUGACCGCGCCGCAGGGUCAUCCCAGGCCAGAGGACUUUGUGUGGGACGACUACCUGCAGGAAACUGGUUCCACAGCUGCUCCCAGUUCAGCGUUCACACUGAGAGCUCCGCACGGUUUCCAGGUGAACCACAGGCUGGAGGCGGUGGACAGGAGGAACCCCAUGCUGAUCCGCGUCGCCACGGUGACGGACACCGAGGACUACAGGGUGAAGGUCCACUACGACGGCUGGUCCACCCAGCUGGACGUCUGGAUGGACAGCGACCACGCAGACCUCCACCCGACGGGGUGGAGCCAGCGCACCGGGCACCCGCUGGAGCCCCCCCCAGGGUUGUCCCCACUGCCGUCCCCGUCUCAGGGAGUGUGUCCCACUGCCGGCUGCAGAGGCGUCGGACACAUCAAAGGAGCCAAAUAUACGGGACACCACAGUGCCUUCGGCUGUCCGUACUCAGACAUCAACCUGAGGAAGGAGGUGGUUCUGCCCGACCGGCUGGGUGGGGAGAGGUCCAUCACCUUGGUGCCCGUGUCCCUGUCUCACCUUCACAGCAGAGGCGUCCAGGUGAAGCAGGAGUCCAGUGAUGUCCCUCUGCUGCCUCUGGGGAAGAGGAAAAGAUUACCUGACAGACUGACCCAACCAACCAAAUGCCUGCGUGUGAAACAGGAAGAGGAGGAGCUUCCCCUCAGAACCAUCAGUCCAGAGUCCAGUCUGCAGGCCGUCCUCCAUCAGUCCGUCUUCCUGUCGGCCAUGUCGGCCCAACCGGGUCGCGACCUCUCUCUCUGCUGGGAGCAGCACAGGAAGCUGUUGCCGGGCGUGGCCCGUCUCCACGCCGACGCCGUCCGCCGCUGGACCGUCCAGCAGGUGUCGGACUUCGUGGAAUCUCUUCCUGGAUGUGAAGAUCAGGCCCAGCUGUUCAGAGACGAGCAAAUAGAUGGGCGGGCCUUCCUGCUGCUCACCCAACGGGACAUUGUCAGGAUCAUGUCCAUCAAGCUCGGCCCCGCCCUCAAGAUCUACAACUCCAUCCUGAUGUUCAAACACGCCGAGGACAAGAGCCAAUCACAGGCCGAGGACAAGAGCCAAUCACAGGCCGAGGACAAGAGCCAAUCACAGGCCGAGGACAAGAGCCAAUCAGAUGUCCAGGAUCCCAGCACCUGACUGCUGCACGUUGUGACUGACCAGGUUCAGUCGCCUGAUGGUGGCCCCUCCCCCUCAGCCAGGUAUUAACCAAUCAGGUGCUGCUGUCACUUUAUCUCCUUUAGGCUCCGCCUCUUUGGGAUGGGUGGGGCUUCGCUGGAUGAGUGCAGAAAGGGAUUCUGGGAUAUGUUGUCUGUGACUGAAGUACAGCUGGGAGGAGGCGAGACCGGAAGUGGCUUCGUUUCCAUGGUAACGCUGAGACAACUGGAAACAUGCAGCUGAUGAAGAUGACGAUGAUGAAGAUGAGGUCUCAUCAGCAUCCUGGUGUGAUGUCAUCACUUCCUGUCAGCAGGACUCUAACAGGAAGCAGGUGAUGAUGUCACACUGACGCCCUGCCUCCUCUCCUGAUGAUGUCAUCCCGCGGUGGGCGGAGCUCCAGACUUUCUACUGUUCCUCCAUAGAGUUCUAUUUUCAGCUUUCUAUUCUAGAUUUAUAUUCUAAAGCUGACUCCGCCCCUCUGUGACGUCACAUCGGGGGCGGGGCCAACAGCCAGCUUCUGCAGGUUUCCUCAGGUUCCUUGGCAACACUUCCUGCCUGCUGUCUGUGUCAGUGUUUGACGGAUCAAUAAAGUUUCUGACCUGAACGUGA